AUGACCAUCCAUACUUUUCCACUAGAGAAACCAAACCAUUGCUUGAAACAUACGCACCUAUAUUUUUCAGCUAUAUUAUCAUGUGUUAGAUUUCUUCUUCACUCUCAUAUGUAUUCCAUAGGAGCUGAUGUUCUCUCCAAAGAAGCCAACAAUGAAUUCAACACAUGAUAGGCAAAUUUGUGUUCAAGGAGACACUGGGCUUGUUCUUACCACUGAUCCAAAGCCUCGUCUCAGAUGGACUGCUGAGCUUCAUGAGCGAUUUGUCGAUGCUGUUACUCAGCUUGGAGGACCAGAUAAGGCCACACCAAAGACCAUCAUGAAAGUUAUGGGUGUCAAGGGUCUCACACUUUACCACCUGAAGAGCCAUCUUCAGAAAUUCAGGCUUGGGAAGCAGCCACAUAAGGAUCUUAAUGAUCAGGCAGUUAGGGAUGCUUCAGCAUCAGAAUUUCAGAGGGAUGGUGCUGCUACAUCCAGGAUAAUGGGUCACCACUUCAAUGAGUAUAUAAACAUACACCAUACUGAAGCGCUUAGAACACAAAUGGAAGUACGAAGGAGAUUGAAUGAGCAGCUAGAGGCCCAUUACAUAUAUGUGUUGUGGAAAAAGGUACAGAAACACCUCCAGAUGAGGAUUGAUGCACAGGGAAAAUAUAUGGAAACAAUACUGGACAAAGCUUGCCGAACACUUGCUGGGGAAAAUGUGAACAGCCAAGGUUAUAAGUUUGUUGGUUAUCAAGGAAUUGAUGAGAUUGGCAAUAUGAGAGAUUUGGGUUUCUCAUUGAACUUGCCACCAAUAGAAGAUUUGCACGUAAAUGAAGACAACUCUCAUUGUGGAUUUCAGAUACAAGAAACUGGAGUUGCAGUAGAACGUCUUCACUUGGAAGAUGAUGCUUUAAAAUUAGGUGGUCAGCUUCAAAUGGUUUUGACUAAUGAUGACAGCCCAAUUAUGAAUUUCAUGCCCAGAAGCUCACAAUAACAAUGUUCAUACAAUUCGCCACUCAAUUUAUGAGGGAAAAGCAACAUAAAAUAGUACUUUAAAGCUCUAAAGCCUCUUGCAGUACAUGCAUCUUGCCACUUUUAUUAUACCAAUGUAGCUUUUUGUGUAUCAUAUUAGUUCCUAGAGGCUAUGCUUACAGCUUCCUAAUUGAGAAAUUUGCUAAACGGGGGACCUUUGACCAUUUAUUAAUAUAUCCCAUCGUUUACUAAUUCAUGUACACACAUUUAUAAGCAUUCGGGUUUGGGUUUCUUUCAA
This is a messenger RNA of Quercus lobata, 1249 nucleotides long. Its product is annotated as myb family transcription factor APL-like. Gene Ontology annotation, molecular function: DNA binding; DNA-binding transcription factor activity. The record is from RefSeq and is a predicted model, not a curated record. The transcript is spliced from 6 exons. Bases 128 to 973 code for a protein of 281 amino acids. NCBI's taxonomy places the organism in Eukaryota, Viridiplantae, Streptophyta, Magnoliopsida, Fagales, Fagaceae.